Molecule: messenger RNA, 974 nt
Organism: Xylaria bambusicola
Lineage: Eukaryota; Fungi; Ascomycota; Sordariomycetes; Xylariales; Xylariaceae
Product: zinc-finger domain-containing protein
Exons: 3
Coding region: 399-974 (191 amino acids)
Biological process (GO): mitochondrial electron transport, NADH to ubiquinone
Source: RefSeq, a predicted model, not a curated record
UAGGAGGCUAAUUGGCCUAGAGAAUUAAUCACAAAGCAAUGAACAGCCGUGCUUCUCUAAGGCAACACCACUUAUUGGUAUUUUUUAGUGCGCUUCCUGUACUGGACAGUCAAUUUGGGUAUCAACUGACAGGAAGCAGGCGACAACGCGGUUGAAGGAAUAUUGAAAAGCGGAAAAUAAAUUUAUGGCGGUUGUCGCAGGUAGUACAGACACUAUGUUGGUGGUACCUAAGUACAGCCAGCCUGAGGUAAAGUGGUCUGCAUUACCUAAUAUCAUAUGUGGUCCGAGCUCCAAGCGCAUGUUCCGAACUCAAUGGCCUGCUCGCCCUGCUAGUUCGAUCAUCACCAUUCUGUAGGUAAAGGGUCGGUUGCCUCAAUUAACAUUAUAUCUCGACAACAAUGAUCCCACGCGUUUCGGCUCGGAGUGCAGCCAGGCUACCGCGGCAAAUAUGCGCCGCCCGACGGACCUUCGCCGUCUCUACGCGGCUGUCUGAGGCGAACCCGAUCAACAUCAAAGGCGAGACGACCCCCGAGACGAAGGGUGAGGAGGACAGUUUGGGUCUGACCGAGAAUACGGAGCGAGGCUUGAAACAGGCGCCCAACCGCACUGAAAUCUGGUCAAGGAGCCAGAAGCCCAGGGCAGCAGCUAUGCAAGGACCUCGAUUUGAGCAAACCGAUUUCGAUCUCCAGCCUGCAUCGAAGGCAGCUAUCGAGCUCAUCCACAAGCAGCCCGUCCGAUGGACUCAUGAUCGUAUGGUUGCCUGCGACGGCGAUGGCGGGCCUGCUGGGCAUCCCAGGAUCUACAUCAAUACAGACAAGCCGGAAAUAGCUACUUGUGGCUACUGUGGUCUUCCAUUCGUAGGUUCUCGUUCAAUAAAGAUCUCUGGUUCAAACUGUCACGUUUUAUGGCCGGCCAAUGAACACAACCGAGAGCAUCUGGAAUCUCUCCCUGAAACGUCAUACCCCCUUGCAUAG